AUGGUCGCUGACAUCGAGAAGGCCUUCUUACAGAUUGGCGUCACCGACGCUGACAGAGAUGCACUACGUUUUCUGUGGCUGAAGGAAGCUCCGACACACGAUCAACCUUUGCCAGACAUCGAAACGUACAGAAUGACCAGGGUCCCUUUUGGAACCACGUCGAGCCCCUUUCUACUGGCAGCUACAUUACAACACCACCUGCGGAGCCUGAAAGACGAAUACCCCGUCACGUGUACGUUGCUCAGCGAGUCACUGUACGUUGACGACCUUCUGGUUGGAGCAGCAGAUGAAGGAAGUGCCGAGAAACUUUACCGUGAGGCGAAGAGCAUAUUCCAAACUGCUUCUAUGAAGUUGCACAAAUGGGCGUCCAAUAGUCCGACCAUGAGGAACUUGUUUGAGGAGGAAGCAACAGCAGCGAUGCCACAGGGUCAAGUGGCGGGUGUACUGAAAGUUCUCGGAUUAUCUUGGAAUCCCGCGACGGACAACCUGACAUUCGCGGUGGACAGUGUCAGGCAGAUCUCCGAGCAACGUAAAGAUACGAAACGUUUCGUACUACAGACAGCAGCAAGGCUGUAUGAUCCAAUGGGAUUGAUUUCGCCAUUUCUCGUAACCGCUAAACUCUGUUUUCAACGCACUUGGCGACUUAAACUUGGAUGGGAUGAAAUUCUACCAGAUGACAUCAGACACCAAUGGGCUGACUGGUGCGACGACCUAAGACAUUUAUCGCGGAUACAAGUACCGCGAUUUUACGAGUAUGGCUUAAGUGACGUCGCCGACAGCAGAGUGCUGCACGUCUUUGCGGAUGCAAGCACCGCAGCCUACGGCGCGGUAGUGUACCUGUGCGUAAGGGACUUAACAGGAAGGACGACGACGACACUGGUUCUGGCGAAGUCAAGAAUCGCUCCACUAAAACAACUGACGCUGCCCCGUCUAGAGUUGAUGGCGAGCCUCGUGGCAUCACGCCUAUUUCAGUACAUCGGCGGAAACCUCAAGCUUGACGUUAGCGGCGUGCAUUUCUGGACCGACAGUAUGAUCACACUCCAUUGGAUCCAGGGCGAUGCAGCAAGAUGGAAACCAUUCGUAAGGAACCGAGUGACCGAAAUUCAAAAGAACAGCGAUUCGCAUCCUUGGCACUACUGUCCGAGCAAAGAGAAUCCCGCUGACUUAAUGACAAGAGGAAUAUCAGCUCAACGACUGAUCGAGAGUCAGUUGUGGUGGAAGGGACCACCGUGGAUCGUCAGCGACGAGAGCUCGUGGCCAGGAAGGCCCCCAACGACACGGUUUGCGUCCGAAGAACUUGAAGAAAUGAAAUCCCAGGUGUUAACCACAGCUACUUCAACAUCCACAGUACCGGUUUUACUUGACAUCAACAAGUACAGUUCCGUACUCAAGCUUCAUAGGACAACAGCAUGGGUCCUGCGCUAUAUUCAUAACCUGAAAUCGCAUGUCAGGAGGAGUGGAGUACUGUCAACAGAAGAGAUCGAAAAGGCCGAAGUCCAUUGGAUAACGACAGUUCAACGGAUGACCUUUCAGCACGAACUGAGCUGUAUCGAAAAGGGCUCCAAACUUCCGAGCAACUCGCCAUUAAGGGACCUAACACCAUUCAUCGACAACGACGGGAUUAUCAGGGCUGGCGGACGUCUACAGUUCAGCCGUGGAACGUACGACGAGCGACAUCCCAGGAUCUUGCCUGGAGAUCAUCAUUACACGAAGCUACUGGUUCGUCAGACUCAUCAUCAACUUCUUCAUGCGGGCAUCAGAGAUACACUCGUGCAACUACGAGAGAACUUUUGGGUUACCAGAGCUCGUCGACUUGUAAAAAGGGUCAUUCACGACUGCGUGACCUGCAAGCGUUUGAACGCCAAGGCAGCAAGCGAAACGGUUGCUCCUUUGCCUGCGGACCGAGUAACGGAAUGCCUACCGUUUGAAGUGGUGGGAAUUGAUUUUGCCGGACCUCUGAUGGUGAAGGAAGCUAGCAGUACCAAGAAACGUUACAUCGUCCUUUUUGUAUGUGCAGUCACGAGGGCAAUACAUCUCGAGUUGUCCAAGGACAUGUCCAGCAAGAGUUUUCUACAGGCUCUACGACGGUUCGUCUCACGGAGAGGGCUAUGCCGCAUUGUGUAUUCUGACAAUUUCUUAUCGUUCAAGAGAAGUAGGAGCGAACUGAAAGAGCUGUGGUUGGCCUUAAGGGAUCCGGUGGUGAAAGAUCAUUUCUCGACGAGCAAAAUAGAAUGGCGGUUCAUUAUGGAGCGGGCGCCCUGGUGGGGCGGGUUUUACGAACGACUUGUGCGAUCCGUCAAGACAUCGCUGAAGAAGGUACUAGGAAGGAAGCUCCUUGAUACGGAAGAGAUAGUCACCAUCCUGACUGAAGUGGAAGCGGUGAUUAACUCACGGCCUAUAACGUUCCUCUACAGCAACAGCUCUGAAGAAAUGCCAAUUUCCCCAGCGCACUUCCUCGUCGGUAAACGUCUGACGUCUCUACCUACCCCACAAUGCAGAGAACUUACCUCAACGAAACUAUCAUUAGACGAAAUUUGGACAAGUCGACAAAGGGGUCUUGCCCACUUUUGGAAAAGAUGGCACAAGGAAUACUUGGCCGAACUGCAGUCAUCUCGUUCGUCGAGAGUUUUCAAGUCAUCAGCGCUCAAACCUGGCGACAUAGUCAUCUUGCACGAUGAGAAACAACCACGGCCGCUCUGGAAGUUGUGCAGGAUUGUGGACGUAUUCUGCGGCAGGGAUGAGAAAGUCAGGGCUUGCACCGUACGCCUACCUGAUGGGACUUUGCGAAGAAGACCGGUGCAACUGCUGUAUCCGCUAGAACUGGCCAACGGUUAA
Ornithodoros turicata is the source of this 2835-nucleotide messenger RNA. RefSeq lists its product as uncharacterized. Bases 1 to 2835 code for a protein of 944 amino acids. NCBI's taxonomy places the organism in Eukaryota, Metazoa, Arthropoda, Arachnida, Ixodida, Argasidae. The transcript has a single exon. Gene Ontology annotation, biological process: DNA integration. Gene Ontology annotation, molecular function: nucleic acid binding. The record is from RefSeq and is a predicted model, not a curated record.